This is a messenger RNA of Pogoniulus pusillus (Red-fronted tinkerbird), 1391 nucleotides long. RefSeq names its product circadian associated repressor of transcription (gene CIART). Gene Ontology annotation, cellular component: nucleus. The coding region runs from base 274 to 966 and encodes 230 amino acids. NCBI's taxonomy places the organism in Eukaryota, Metazoa, Chordata, Aves, Piciformes, Lybiidae. The record is from RefSeq and is a predicted model, not a curated record. The transcript is spliced from 5 exons. Gene Ontology annotation, molecular function: RNA polymerase II cis-regulatory region sequence-specific DNA binding. Gene Ontology annotation, biological process: circadian regulation of gene expression; negative regulation of DNA-templated transcription.
GGGACGGGAACGGGGACGGGGACGGCGGCACCGGCACGGCGGCACCGGCGGCAAGAGCCUGGCACUGGCGCUAGGACGAGGAUCUCGAUACCGGCACCGUGACAGGAACAGCGGCACCGGCGCCAGGACCAGCACGGGCACAGCGGCCCCGGCACAGCGGCCCCGGCGGCGCCGCGGCCACAGCCAGGAGCAGGCAGCUUCACCCAGGCAGCAUCCCAAGAGCUGAACCCAAGGAGAGGCCUCUCUGCAAGGGCCCCCCCGCCCCCCCCCCCAAUGGAACCCCCUGCUCGCUCCUGCUCCUGCGGCUCCCCUGCCUCCAGCCCAGGGGGUCCCUCCGACAGCGAGGCUGAGGCGAGUGGAACCCCCCCAGGCCCCUCCAAACCUGAGCGCAGCCGCAAGAGGCCAAGGGGGCUGGACCAAGCGCCCCCCGACCUGCCCCCAUCACCCUGUGGGGGCAAACGGCCUCGGAAGGGAGAAGGGGGGGACGCCCCUCUCAGCGACGGUGAUCAUCUCUUUGCCCAAAAAUGCUGGGAGCUGCAAGGCUUCAUUCAGCCUCUGGCUGAGCUGCUGGAGGGGCUGAAGCGAGGGCGGUACGACAGAGGCCUGAGCAGCUUCCAGCAGAGCGUGGCCAUGGACCGGAUCCAGCGCAUCAUCGGGGUCCUGCAGAAGCCCGAGAUGGGCGCCCGGUACCUGGGGACACUGCUGCAGGUGGAAGGGAUGCUGAGGCUCUGGUUCCCCCACGUCGCCCCCAGACCCGUGCAGGAUGCAGCCUCCAUCUCUGCCCUCCGACGCCGUCCCCCCGCUGGCCCCUCUGGGGCCCCUCGCUGCCGCCGCCUGCCUGAGGACCCUCCCAGCUCCAUCCCUGAUGGGACAUCAUCGGGGACAUCACAGCAGGGGGCACGCCCCAGGUGCCACCGUCCUGCCCAAACUGGGACCCCUGCGUCCCCACUGGCACCAGAUGUGUGACACCCCCUCCGCCCCCCCCAGCCAGGGGGGGGUCCUCUCCUGGAUUUCUUCAGUUUUGCCUUUUUGGAUGUUUUUUAAUUACGGACAGUGAGAGCUGUGGGUGAGGCCAUCCUGGAGGGAGGGAAACUUCAGGAGCCCUCCAGGGAGCCCCAAAACCCUGGUGGGGGCCACGUGCCUUUGUCAGAGCAGAGCCUCCUCCUCAGGUUGGGGGGGGGGGGAGGGGGUCGUGCCUUGGUGCACUGUUGGAAUGGGAACACGGGUAGGGGGCUGGUCCCCCCUGCCAGGCUUGUGCCUUCCCCCUGCGUGGCGUAUUUGGGUGGGUCGGGGUGGUUUGUGCACCCCCCUACGGCCCCCCCGUGUGGGGCUGCCCCACGGUUUGGCCCUGCUGGAAGCAAUAAAUGCCGCGGGAGCGGCCAGGGCCACCU